AAGGGUGUCAGUGAUGUGAGCGUGUAGUUAUAUGAAAUAUCUAAUAUGUAGUUUUAUUGCUUGACCACUCUUUAUUUUAGAGACAUCAGCUUAAUAUUUACUUCAAAAUGAUGCAGGCAGAAGAUCCUCCUUUUCUCAGUGUUGGUACUGAAGUCUCAGCCAAAUACAAAGGAGCUUUUUGUGAAGCCAAGGUUCACAAAGUUGAGAAAUGUGUUAAAAUAAAGGUUACAUACAAAGGUGGCCUGGGGAGCCAUGUGGUGUCAGACGAGCAAGUUAAAGGACUGCUCAAAGUAGGGAGCUCUGUGAAGGCAAUGCAUCCUGAUCGAGCCAACCAUCAAGAUGCUACCAUUGCCAAGAUACAGGAUUGCAGUCAGUACACUGUUGUGUUUGAUGACGGGGACAUCACAACUUUGCGGCGCACUUCCCUCUGCCUGAAGAGCGGCCGGCACUUUGCUGAGAGUGAGAGUCUGGACCAACUGCCCCUGACGCACCCUGAACACUUUGGCAGCCCCGUGGUGGGCGGUGGAGGCCUGGGCAGGAGAGGUGUCGCUCGACGCCACAAAUCUGGUGGUGGUCGCCACAACACAAGUGGCGGGUCAGGUUCAGACAGUAGCGCGUCGUCUGGAGAAGAAGAAGACGUCCACAAGACGCACUGUGCGCGUAGGGAGGAGUGGGAACAGGAUAUCAGCAAGGUCGUGUGUGUCGAGGCUUGUGACAACAAGAAGAAGCAGCGCGACAAUUGGUUCCCUGGGCUGGUGGUCGCCCCCACUGCCCAGGACACGGUUAGGAUCGACACCCGCAAAGACUUCCUCGUCAGGAGCUUCCAAGAUGGCAGAUACUACACGGUGCCUAAGAAGGAGGCGACGACGUUCACCAAAGAGAUAGGAGCUAAAGUCACUCUAGGGAGCCUGAAGGCUGCCGUGGACAAGGCCAUGGAGUACCUGAACACGGACGUGUUGCCCCCACACUGGGACCGCGACGUGCUCUUUGGCAUGGACAUCUCUGAACAAGAUACUGACGGCACCGAGUCCGAUGAAUCUGACGACGAGCCUCGCGAGGAGAAAGAUCAUUUCGUGGCUCAGCUUUACAAGUUCAUGGAGGAUUGUGGGACGCCUAUCAACAAGGGCCCUACUAUCGCCAACAGAGACCUCGAUCUUUACAGACUGUUUAAGAUUGUGCAGAAGCUGGGUGGCUUUAACCGAGUUUUAAAUCAGAAUCAACUGAAGGUGGUUGCUCACAAAAUGAACCUCAGCUCAUUGGGGUCACAAGGUCCUAAUCUCAUCAAAUCCGCGUACAAGAGGUACCUGCACAGCUUUGAGGACUUCUACCGCAAGUUGGGCUGUACGAUGGUGAGCAGCCCUCGCCGCAUGGCGCCCUCGCGCCCACGCUCGGGGGGCCGCUCCCUCAUACGCGACUGCGACAGGGUCGACAAAAGCCCUCACUCUGUCCACGGACUUGGAGCGAACAGCCCCGCCAGAUCAGGGUCGGCAAGCGCGUCCCCGACGCGGUCAGCUGCAGGCGCCGCGUCAGGGGAGGUUCAGCCCUCACAGCCUUCGCAGCCUCAGCCCUCCAGCAUCGCUGGCACCAUCAUACGCGGCGGCAACGGCACCCCUAGAAGCGGUGUCAAAGGGCGCCCCCCCAGUCGGCGGGGGGCGCUUCGGGACACCAGCAAGAAAAGUGGAGGUGGUGGUGGUGAUGACGACGACGAUGGCGACGAUGAGGAGGAAGAAGAUGAUGAGCCUGAGACAGUCUCAACCACUCCCAAGGAUAUCAGAACGUACAGCCGCAUUACUCGGCAAGAAGCUGGCCGAGCUCCAGACGUUGCCGCCAACACUGCAGCCGGGACGCCGCCGUCUUCUGUAGCCUCCACUGCUGGCCUAACAGCUGCUGCUGCAUCCAAACAGCGCGGCCAAAAAGAUGCUCUAUUCUAUUCUCCUGCUCGAUCGAGCGUAGCCAAGUUGGGCAGAGGUACACCUGGCAGAUCUGAAACACCCACGGAUAGCCGUGCAGUGGCUGCUGUUGGCACGAGUGUCACGACAAAGCCUGACGCUGCCAAGGACCUCCAAGACGCGGCGUCCAGCGAAAUGCGCACGCGGUCCAGUGCACGAGGCGAGUCUGACACCGGCAAGGAGGGUAGGGCUAAAGGAGACGAGCCUGACUCCGAGGAUGACGAAGAGUGCAACGAGACUGAACUUGACAGCAAGACGAGGCGUUCUAGAGCCUCCCGCCAACGAGAGGGUAGUCGGGAACUGUCCGCUCCGCCGUCCUCUCCUUCGGUCGGCAACUUGCGCAAGUCUGUGGUGGUUUCCUCUUCAAAUUCUCGCAAGAAACUGACUGCUUCAUCACUAGGCACCUCCCUGGAUCUUGACAACGACUCUGACAGCCAAGACAACGAGUCAUGUCACAGUUCAGCGAGCGGAGGAGGCAGUUUUGGUGAGAACGGGUCAGGAAAAAGGCGCGGUGGGGGCGCGUGCCGCGGCUCCGGUAGGACAAGAGGCGGGGCGAGCAGCACUAAAGGCUCGAACGGCUCCGCGCGGUCUGCUGACGAGAGCGACAAGGCAAAGAAGGGGCGCAAGAAGAGGCUUGAAGCCAACAUUCUCAUGGACGCCGAAGUUCAAGGGGAAAGUAAGACUGGAAUCCCGAGCAGCGUUCCCGUGAACGUUGGAGACAAGUUGCUGGUUCUCUACGGACCUAACUCGAAGCAGUCCAAAGUGACUUACGUUGCAAAGGUGGUGGAGAUCAGCACGGAGGACAUGCUAAGCAGCAACGGCGACAGCUGCGGCAGCCUUGGCGCAGUGGGCAGCGCGACUAAGGACGCGUUACUGGACACUAGCAGCGUGGACAACCUCAUGUACUUCGUGCACUACCAGGGCUGGAACUCCCGCUAUGAUGAGUGGAUCAGACGUAACCGCAUCGCCAAGAACACCAGCUAUUGUCCCGUCAGUAACGCCACUCCCAAUAACGUCGCUAAUAAACUAAAGAAUGUUCUUCCCAACUCUUCACCUAGCAAUGCUAAAAAAGAAUUGGUGAACUCCUGUGCGCCAGUGGCACAACCGCCCAGCAACAUGAAGCCCUCGUGCCCUGCCAAGACAUCAGCUCCUCCUGCCAACACCAAAGGCAGGACGAACAAGAGCGGCGCGAGUGAGAGUCGCUCGAGCGCGGCAGACGACGACACCGAUGGCUCGGGUAAGGGGGGCGUUGGCACCCGCUCCAAGGCUGGAGGCGACCGUCAGGUGUCACUGCCCCCCGACGACAAGGGGGGAGGGGUCAGGGAGGAAGGCAGACGACGCAGUGCUCGCAGAAGUUUGCUUCCUGCUAACCACAAUGCCGAUGAUGGCAAUUCUGAUUCUGAAAACUCCGAUUCGGAGGAUGGCACACUCACGUCCCGGAGCAUUUCUUGCUCCAGCGCUUCUGUUGAAUCUAACGGCAGCAACAGUCGUGUUACUCCCGCGUCAAACAAUUCUCUUCUAAAAUCUGACUUUGAGGCCAAAGUCGAACCCAAAGCCGAACAAAAAAUCGAGAAAGAAAAAAUUGUUUGCGAUGGAGAUACAAAAGGAAUUAAAGAAGAGAAGUUCGAUGUAGACAUCAAGUCUAACGAAGAGUAUACUCAAUCGUGUGGCCGAGACAUCGACUUGAAGGCGAUCGAAUCCGAAAUGAAGGGGCUUGAUCGCCCGAUCAAGAAAGAGGAAGAACUUGGCUUUGUUGGUAGCCCUGCUCAUUCGUACGUUGGGCCACGAUUGCAGCGCACUAAUAUUGAUAAGAAACAAAAUCAAAUUAAAUCUUUGGAAGCUUCGCCUAACACUAAAGCUUCCUUAGAAGCUCCGCUGUUCGUUAGUCCAGCUAAAAAGACAGAAGCCAUGAUUGACCAAACCCCAGAGAAAAUAAAACGCAGUCCCGGAGUAAAGAGCGAUUGUUUUGAAGAUGAUAUUUAUGAAUUUAAAGAACCCGAGCCGUUUGAAAUAGGAGAGAUGAGGACAAAGAAAGAAGGUCGUGGCUCCAGAGGAAGCCUGUCUUCGCCCCAAGAAGAGGCUGACACCGACGGGAAAAAACGUUCCAAAGUCAGAAGAAAUUCUGAAUCUGAAGUUGGAGACAGCGACGGCGAUUUUUCUACCCUCACUCCUAAGAAAUUAUGGGAACGAGACACGCGAAGGGAAACUCCUGUGAAACGUUUUGCGAAAACUCCUAUUAAGAAGGAUGAGUUAGAUUCCAGUACUUCCAAUCCAGGGGAAGUGACACCAAAUAAAAUAAUCAAAUCUGAGGCUCCUGAUAAUUCUUCGUCCUCUGAAGUCCAACAGUGUGGCGGCGCUUCAAUUGGCGAGCCAAUACCUAUUUUCGGCGCUCUUAGAAGUUUACCGGUGGAUCCUAUGUUAACAGCUGGCGUUCUCAACAAAACUCCAAUGCAGAAAAAAGACGGCUUUAUCCCAAAACCAUUGCACCACAUCAAUGCUACUGAUAUUAAGGUGGUUAAACUGGAUUCGAACGCUGCAGGGUCUCCACUUAGUAAACUUUCGCAAGGAGAAGUAGUAGGUAAAGUCACAAGUAUUGCAAGGCCUAAUUUUGACUUGAACCACGGCCGUGUUGUUAUUGGUAGCAUUAAUGCAGCAAACCGUCGUCCUGUAAGCGGAUCUCAUAUAAUGGCCCAAGUAUUACCUCCCAAACAGUCUCGGGCUCUUGCUAAAACUAUUCACGCUAAGGGGCUUCCUCCACCGACUAGUAACGACCUUUCUUCGUAUAAUAAUUCGUCAAAUGUUGCUUCUACUAACUCAUCUACAGUAACUGCUGGGAUGGAAAGUGGUAAUGUUUUCAAUUCUACAAUUCCAGGAGACACUUCCUCUACAAUGAAAAACGAUUGCAAAGAUGAUUCCAAAGCGUCGUUCUUGAAAAGACAACAUCAGAUCUUCCCGCAUCUGCUCAGCCGACCGGGCGGAUGCGACGAAAUUGGUAAAGAGGAAAUAAAACCUGUGUCGAUCGAGCCAGCAUUGGAAGAAAUAUCAAAUCCCGGCACUGCUUCUCGACAAGGUAUUGCCGAUACCCAUUUUGCUGACAUUAAAUCCGCUUCUAAUGUUCCUGUAUCUUCUCCGAUCACCAAUACAACUUCAUGUGAAUCAGCUAACUCUUGUGCGACGAGCAUAAAAGCUUCUGAAACAGCUGUUGUUGAGUCCUCGUCUCGUGUUGUCGACACGACCGUAAGCAUCCUCGCCACUCCGUCGUCCAUGCAGUUGUCUGUGGGAGAAAGCAUUGAAGCUGUUGUACAAAAAGCUAGGCAAGAGCAUAAUGAUUUAUCACCUGUGAAUUUGUUGAAUGAAAAAAAUCAUAUUGAAAGCCCUGCGGCUUCGGAAAAGAAGCGAAAAGUUUUCGGUCGUGGUAAGAAAAAGGACCCCAACGACGUGGGGGAUCCUCCCGACAGUCAAAUGAAAACUCCUUGUAAAAAGUUUAAGGCUGAAUCAAGCUUAAACUCGCUUCCCAAAAGCCCUAAGACAGAGUCUACUGGCAAAAAACCUGUUGGUAAAAGAAAAGCAGAAGAAAUCAUUUCCGAUGUUGAAGGAACACCUGACACUUGCGUAACUUCAUCACUGACAGAGGAGCCCAAUAUUAGAUCUACGAGGAAAAAUAUCCAAUUGUUUCCUUCCCCAGUUCGGCGAGAGGAUGGUGGCGAUAUUGCCUUAGAUUCUAAAAAAGAAUUGGAUGAAGGAAGUUCUCCAAACAUCGACGCCAGUGAUGACACUGAUUCAACUGAAAUCGAGACUGGUGAUGGAGAACUUUUAUGCGAUGAGACCAUCCCUCCUGGCAGUCCUGUUAAUCAAGACCAUCUCUUGAUGGAGUCGGAGUUGGCGAUGGCUGAGCCACAGCAAUAUACUGUGCCAGUUCAAGGAUCUACGUACACAAAGCGUCAUCAGCACCGACACCUUACAGAAUAUAUGUCGUCUGCUGCGCUGGUCGGGGCUCGCAAUAAUAAUCAUAGUUUCGUUCGGCAAGGCUGUUACCAACCUUCUUCUGGACAGCCUGCAUUUUCAAGCAACUCGGAACAUAUUUCUGUUGCUGCAAGAUGGCCUAUGGGACCUGAGCAAUCUUAUCAUAAUCAAAGAGUUAAUCAAAGAUUAGCUGACGAAUCGUUGUUGAUCUCGAGCCAGUCUAACUCCCUCCAUAACAAUUCUUACGUCCGCUCCAAAAAUUGCGUUCUAGACCAAAGCAAUGACUCUUCAAUAUUGAACACACACGCCGCAGACAAUGGAGGCAUUUCUGUGGCUGGAGGCUGCAGUGGACGUGCAGGGUUAAGUGUUGCUCCCAAGUACAAAGCGGGUAUCGGUGCCAGUGCUAACAACAUCAGGCGUCCUCUCCCUGAACCUCAAUCAAAAGAUUCAUGUCAAUUAUCCAGCUCAGAGUCUUGCAGAAAAUUGGCCUCUGACGUGCCUGUGAGCCUGCAACACUCUACUCUCCAGUCUCACAAUUCACUGCCAUCCACUCCUGAGUCUUUAUGUUCAACCAUUACUGAUUCUCCAAGAAGGGAUGAAGAGUUUUUGAAAGCAAUCAGCGACGACAGCAGCUCCAAGUCCGGCAACGCGACCCCCGAGGGUGACGGAGAGAGUCGUUCACCUCCAGCAGCCCAGUCUUACAACUUCGAGGACGACUCCAGCACGCAGGACAGCUUAGUGCCCUCUCCGGGACCUCGUCCAGGUGCUGCUGCUGCUGGUGGUGGUAGUAACACUCACAAUGGAAGUAGAGGGCGAAGAAAAAACAUCUCGAAGCGUAUUAGUGGCAAGUUAGGUGAUGGUGCCACUAAAUUUGGCACAAAUCCAGCCCCUGAUUCAGAUGACUCUAAGACAAAUGGUGGAAGUACUGGCUCCGUGUUAGAUACGGCAUCAGCGACGUCAAGAUCUCACCGAAACACCACCAAAAAUGAUACAGCUGCAGAUUCCUCAAGCACUAAUGACUCGAGUGGCUCAGCGUCAUCAGGAGUCACUGAUAACGUUGGGGCUUCCACUAGUGGCGGCCGCGCCCCUGCUUGUGGUUCAGGCGGCGGCGAGGAGGGUGGGGACGACAGCGGCAGUGGAGGCAGUGGACGGAGACCUGCACGCACCCCUCGGUCUGCUAUUGUAGACGAUGAUAACGAUGAUAGCAACCAGAGCCGACCGUCCACCAGCAGCGGCAAAAAGAGUGCCGCUGACGCCAAACUUAGCGGCCAAAAUGAAGGGGAACAUUCUUCUACUGUACCAAAAAAGAACAAGAAGAAAAAUGCUACCAGAUCACAUCCGUAUAGACAAUAUCGGAACGAGUUUGUGGGCGCUGUCUCGCCGCUGCCCCUGGAAGGCACGUUUGCUGGUCACCAAGCUCCACUCGGCCGCUUCAAUUUUCUACAGGAUAUUAGUGCCAUGAAUCAACAGCAGCGUAUCAGCGAAAUUCUGCGUCGUAUUAUUGACAUAAGAAAAGUUUAUGCUGAAUGCAAGUCCAGCGUUGCUUCCAUGGAGAAGAAGAAGAAAAAAAUUAGAAAGAAAGAUCGUGAAAGCAAGGCAGAAGAUGGAAGCUAAUCUUCACAAAAAAUGACAACUCAGUAUUAACUUCGAGACUUAUUUUCUCUUGCUUUUGGUUCUUGACAGACAAUAGUAGAAGGCAAUAUCGCUUCUCUAUCAAUUAUGCAACGUGACUCGCGUGACUCUUCGUGCGGUUUUGAACUGAUUAAGGCGAUGCACUGAUAUCUUCCAUGAACUCGUGGUGAUGCCGCGGGCUGAUUCUCUCCUCAUUUAGGAUCAAGUCUUCAGCACAUUUUUUUUAAUCAACCAGACUGCCAGAUAAUCUUGUAGCGUCGGUCUCUGAUGAGCCACCGUGCCUUCUUUCAGAGUGCAAUAUGCAAAUUCUAAUAGGCGAUCUCGAUGCCUGAACUCGUCUUCCGUGUUGCGGACGACGUUCUUUUUCUAAAUAGUCAUUCUUUCAAUUCAUAGUGCUAAGCAACUGAUCCUAGACGUAUCUCCUGCCGUCUCUGCCUAACAAAAUGUUAAAAAACUCGAAAACUCGAUCAGGCUAGUUUUUCACGUAAGUUAUUUCUCUCUGAGAGCUGUAUUUUAUCUCCUAUGCCAUAAGUGCAAAAUCUAGUGCGUACGUUAAGAAUUACAGAAGUAUGGCUAUUUGGCUGCGUAUGAGAUAAAGCUUAGCCCGAGUCUUAAAGUACAAAUGAUGUGACCUUUAGUGGGUUCAUAUUUUAUUUUUUGUGAGAGUGUGGUAGAAUGAAUGAUACUUUCAGCAGUGAGCUGCCACUGAGGCCUCAACAAAAUGCCAAUAGACCGUCACUGCACAAUGUAGCUAUGGAUUUGUUGGGCCCAGAUUUUAUUUGAGACAGUGCCUCAUUUAAUGACAUUGAUUUUAUUUCUGCAUCAUCGCCAUGUGCCCCGAAUUUUUCUUAGCUGUUUAGUCGAGAGUUUAAAAGGGAAAUCGUGCUGUUUGUGCUGUCAAAUGAAUCCUAGAUUUGUUGAAAGUCUUUCAUUCAAUUUCGCAUUCCGCAUAUUAUAUGUGAAUUGCCGGCCUGCAUGUCUCAAACUGGGAUCACUCGUUGAAUUAAAUAUAUGAAUUCUUCUCGUAGUUAAGAUUACUCUAAUUAAGUUCACUUAAUGUGUUGCUGCUUAUACCGCUUUGAAAGUAUAUACGAGGGCACGCAAAUAAUGUCCCGAAAAUUGAAAUGGAUUGCAUACUUCGUUAUCUAUUCACUGAGACUUGGUAACUCAAGCCAGCUUAGAAAUUAUGCAUCUAUCUCCUGCAGAAGACCGAUGUUCGAGCCAGUUUAUGAUCAGAUGGUGUAUGAAUUCCACACAGUCACUUCAAUUAAUGGCUUCUGAAUUAUUGGGUGUAGUGCCGACUAUUUCGUAUAAUUAUGGGGGCUCUAUAAUGUGUAACUUGCAUAUGCGUAUUUGUACCUACUCUACGUAUUAUUUUGCUCUCCUCUGCGUAAGCUUGUUUUAUAAACGUGUUUUUUCGCCGAAAUGUUUUGUUAAGUUUGAUACAUUCGUGUUGCAGUAGAUAUUUCUAAGUACUUACUCUUUGUGAGAGCAACGUUUAUUUUUAUUUUUUUGACGCGAGCGCUAAGGCGAAAUGCUGAAGCUCGAAAUGUUCAACCUGGUUUUGAUGCUCGUACCUUUGGAAGACAAAUAAGCAAUGUUGGAUUAUCAAUCUCAUUUUAUAAGCUCCUCGUAGUGUGCCGAGCGUUGGUUCUCUUUGCUAUUAAUUUGGUAUAUGUGAGUAUGUAUAUAUUGAUACUUUUGCCGCGCCUACAUUGUUGUGUAAAUAUGAAGAUAGUUGUCGGAAUCAUUUGCAUGUAAGAUUAUUUCUUCUUGUAACUUCAUUUUAUUUUGGAUGCGCUCGCCGAGUAGAGGGAAUUUCUCUUUUAUUUGAUAAUUGAGCCGAAAUUGAAUCUCAAAUGAGUUUUCCAAUUAUUGCAAUUAUGAUUCCAAUGUAAUUGGCCUGUGCACGUUUAAUCGGGCAAUUUAAUUUACGGCAGAUUUUAACGGACUAUUCUUGUAAUAAGCGUAAGAAGGAAGCUAGUUCUGUUCUCGAAAUCCUAAUUAUUGAUGAAUUACGUUAAUAUUUUGAUUGCCAGCUUGAAACUACUUUCCAUUUGAUGGCUUUUCUAUCUGAAUGAAUGUAGCCCAAGAACUGCAAAUCCUCGAUUUUUCAUGCUGCUGUUAACUCUCGUUUUCUCAGAUAAUUUCACGAUUUCAAUUGCCGAUGUAUUGCACAAUCUUGUUAACCCUGAGUAUUCAGUUACUGAAAAGCAUCUUGUGUCUAAAAUUUACUUGGGAAAUUUUUCCAUCUCCAACUUUGGCUUGCACAACACUGCUUUCUGCAGACUCUACAAUAUGGUCAUCUAGCCAAUACUUGCGUUUCUCUUGGUCACUUGAUAACUUAUUUGAACGUCAAAAAAUGCGCUCCUUCGUGCGAAAUAAUGUUCAGUUUCUUGAAGUGUCAACAGGAGUCUGCCAGCAAGUAAAAUGUGCAGUAUUAAGAAACUUCAGAAGGGGAAAUUUUUUGUAAGUUGUUCAUAUAUAGUAUGUGAGCGUGAAGGUGAUUGAGUAAGGACGCCAAACGAGUGCCUUUCUCAUCAAAUUCCUAAAUCAGAUUAAGCAAGUAAUAUCAAGGGACCUCAGAGCGUGAAUAGGUAAGAAGAUGGAACCAUGUUUGUCCGGUUGUAAAAUUCUGAGCACAAAUCAUUACCGUUUGUUUCUGCAUGUAAAAGGGAAAACGCGUAUUUUUGUAACUGCGUACUUGAACAGUGGAAUUAUUAUGCAGUGUUUUCUCCCUUGCUAUACUAAUACACAAUGAAAUCACGAAAGUAUUUCCAUUAUUUAUUUCAAAGUAAUUGAUGUUAACGGGGACUUCUGCUUACCUUUAUCGAGCUAUAAUUGAAUACACGAUUGCAUGAAUAAUAGAGUACGGAUAUCUACUUGGCGAUACAAACUUGAAUCUCGAGAAAGGAAUCUUGAUUCGAGGAAUGGUUUCCAUUACAUGUAACUCGUGUAAAGGCCCGACUAAUGUGAACCAUGUAUGUAAAUAUGUACAGCAAUUAGACGAACUCGAUGUCUGUUUUUACAUGUCAACUGAAUGUUUAAAUAAAAUUGAUUAAUAAAUUG
Molecule: messenger RNA, 10613 nt
Organism: Hyalella azteca
Lineage: Eukaryota; Metazoa; Arthropoda; Malacostraca; Amphipoda; Hyalellidae
Exons: 23
Coding region: 108-7526 (2472 amino acids)
Biological process (GO): regulation of transcription by RNA polymerase II
Cellular component (GO): nucleus
Molecular function (GO): transcription cis-regulatory region binding
Source: RefSeq, a predicted model, not a curated record